Molecule: messenger RNA, 1626 nt
Organism: Calliphora vicina (urban bluebottle blowfly)
Lineage: Eukaryota; Metazoa; Arthropoda; Insecta; Diptera; Calliphoridae
Product: vitellogenin-2-like
Exons: 2
Coding region: 68-1390 (440 amino acids)
Biological process (GO): lipid catabolic process
Molecular function (GO): lipase activity
Source: RefSeq, a predicted model, not a curated record
GUAGUGAUUGAAACAUUUGAUUUGUAGUGAAAUUUUCUGGUUCUAGAUUGAAAGCAGAUCAACGACAAUGAAUCCUUUGAGAACUGUUUGCCUUUUAAUGGGCAUUUUUGCUUUGGCUUGUGCCAAUAGUGGACCCAAAUCCAUGAACUCCAUGUACUCCAGUAGAAAUUCCAUUAAGAACAGUUUGAAACCAACCGAUUGGUUAUCAACAUCCGAAUUGGAAUCCUUGCCCUCUUUGAAUGAACUUUCUUUGGAGAAAUUGGAACGCAUGUCGGUGGAAGAAGGUGCUGAUUUGCUUAACAAGUUGUAUCACUUGACCCAAGUCAGCGAAAAUUUUGAACCCAGCUUUGCACCCAAGCCUAGUGAAAUUCAAGCCCAAUUGAUCACUCCCAACAACCAGAAAAUCAACUUUAAAUUGAAUGAAUUGCCCAAAAUUGCCAAGGAACAAAAGGAAUUCGGCGAACAGGAAGUCACCAUCUUCAUUACUGGCCUACCCCAAAAAACCGAAACCAUCAAGAAGGCCACUCGCAAAUUGGUGCAAGCCUAUAUGCAACGUUAUAAUGGCGAUGCUCCCGAACCAUCCAACAACAAAUAUGAAGACGACUCCAGUGAGAAGAGAAAUCCCAGCUCCAGCGAAGAAGAUUAUUCCACCUCCUGGAAGAGCAAGUCCAACAAACCCUCUGGCAGUUUGGUGGUUAUUGAUUUGGGUUCUUCCAUGCCCAACUUCAAGGCUUACACUACUUUGGAUGUUGAACAGACUGGUGCCAAGAUAGGCGAUGUUUUGGUACAACUUACCGACAAGGCUGAUGUUGCCCAAGAAACAAUUCAUGUGAUUGGCUCGAAUAUUGGUGCUCAUGUUGCUGGUGCUGCUGCCCGUCAAUUUACCCGUGAAACAGGUCAUCAAUUGCGUCGUGUCACCGGUUUGGAUCCCUCCAAAAUCUAUGCCAAGAAAAGCCAAUCUUUGACUGGUUUAGCCCGUGGUGAUGCCGAGUUCGUCGAUGCCAUCCACUCCUCAGCCUAUGGUAUGGGUGCUCCUACUCGUUGCGGUGAUGUUGAUUUCUAUCCCAAUGGUCCUAGUGAUGGUGUUCCCGGUGCCGACAAUGUUGUGGAAGCUUCCAUGCGUGCUGUCCGUUAUUUCGCCGAAUCCGUUGUACCCGGUAAUGAACGCAACUUCCCUGCUGUAGGUGCCACCUCCCUCAAGGAAUACAAGAAUCAAAACGGCAAUGGCAAGCGUGUUUACAUGGGCAUCAGCACCGAAUACGAUGUUGAAGGUGAUUUCGUCUUACAAGUCAAUGCCAAGAGUCCUUUUGGUCGACAGACACCAGCCCAAAAACAACAAAACUACCACAGCAUCCAUAAACCCUGGAAAAUGUCUUCUCGUGAUUACUAAAUGAUAUUUGUUCAUAGCUAUCUUUUUUUAAACAAUUCUAUCUAAUGUUAAGUAGUGAUUUCUGUUGUACAGAAAUGCUAUGAUUCAUUAUGAUUUAUUUAGCUUUAAUUAUGUGAAAUUGUUCAAUUAAUUAGCAUAAUCUGUAAAAAUAACUUCAUUUUAUCAUUUAAUCCAUUAUUUUGUUUUAAAAACUUUUUAUAUAUUUUUGUAAUAAACAUUUGUGCUCUAUAGAAAAA